UCUCCUCUGACUGCGUAUACGCCUCUUAAAUCACAUCUUUAAUCUUCGCAGCCAGCUUUGAAGUAUCCUCUUUCAUACUCACUCUCUAUUUAAGCCCGCCCACUUCAUCAGAACACACCACUCCACAUUGCAACCAAACCAACUUCUUCAUCCACCAACCUAAUUAACCCGUCCAUACUCAAAACUCACAGAGACUGGCUUUGUAAAUUAAUUGCCGGUUUGAGAGAUGGCUGAGGUUGAUGAAGUUAGCUCCGCCCCGAUUACGCCGCGGCGGGCGUCCGUGGCCCCGAGUCCACCGAUAUCAUGCCCGCCUUCGCAAUACCACUCGCCGUCUCUGACUCGCUCGCCGCUGCUCAUCCCUCCCGUCGACCAUGAAGUCACCGUCGCCGCUAAGACCCCGACAGUCAAGACGCCAAACAGGAUUCGGACGCCGCGCUUCAUCACGCCUCUUGGAAGCCCGAUCCGGAAGGCUCUCCACUUGACGAAGCUCGACCCGCGAGACGCCUGGCUCCCCAUCACCGAGUCCAGAAAUGGCAACGCCUUCUAUGCUGCCUUUCACUGCCUUUGCUCCGGGAUUGGGAUUCAAGCCCUUAUUCUCCCCGUUGCCUUCACCAUUCUUGGCUGGUCCUGGGGGGUCAUAUGCUUAACGUUGGCGUUCGUAUGGCAACUCUACACUCUUUACUUGCUGGUGCAACUCCAUGAAUCAAGCGAAACCGGAAUUCGAUACAGCAGAUACAUGCAACUCAGCGCUGCAACUUUCGGGGAAAAGCUAGCGAAUUUGCUGGCGCUUUUUCCCAUCAUGUACCUAUCGGGAGGAACGUGUGUGGCCGUGAUUGUGAUCGGAGGUUCAACGUCGAAGAUGUUGUUCCAGACGGUGUGCGGGCCCAACUGCACCGCGCAUCCAUUGACAGCGACGGAGUGGUACCUGGUUUUCACGUGCCUGGCUGUGCUGCUGUCUCAGCUUCCGAACCUGAACUCAAUCGCCGGCGUGUCACUAAUCGGAGCCAUUACCGCCGUCGGGUACUGCACCAUCAUAUGGGUGGUGUCGGUGUCCGAGGGUCGCCUUCCAAACGUGUCGUACAAUCCGGUGAGAGGCAAAACUCAGAUUGCAAGGGUUUUCGAUGUUCUGAACGCUCUCGGUAUCAUUGCGUUUGCUUUCAGAGGCCACAAUCUCAUACUCGAGAUACAGGCCACCAUGCCUUCAAGCGAAAAGCAUCCGUCGCGCGUGCCCAUGUGGAAGGGCGUGAAGGUCGCGUAUCUGAUUAUAGCAAUGUGCCUCUUCCCCCUAGCAAUCGGCGGCUACUGGGCAUACGGUCAUUUGAUUCCGGCCAACGGCGGUAUGUUAACGGCGCUGUACCAAUUCCGGGCUAAGGACAUGUCGAGGUUCCUGCUGGGAAUGACAAGCUUCUUCGUGAUAAUCAACGCGCUGAGCUCGUUCCAAAUCUACGCCAUGCAGAUGUUCGACGACAUGGAGUCGAAAGUGACGACGAGGUUGAAGAAGCCAUGCACGUGGUGGCAACGGGUCAUUCUCCGGGCCAUGUUCGGCUACGGCUGCUUCUUCGUGGCGGUGGCCAUCCCAUUCCUCGGCAGCGUGGCGGGGCUCGUCGGCGGGAUCGCUCUGCCGGUGACGCUGGCUUAUCCGUGCUUCAUGUGGUUGAAGAUUAAGAAGCCGAAAUCUUACAGCCCGGCUUGGUGGCUGAACUGGGGAUUGGGCGUUCUGGGGAUGGGGCUGAGCGGGCUGUUGAUUGCGGCUGGGAUAUAUGUGGUGAUUGACACUGGGAUUGAAGUUAGCUUCUUUAAGCCUCACUAAUUAAUUAAAUUAUUAAUCGCAUGAGUCUUAAAGGAGUAUGGUAUAUUUGUUCAUGUAAUUGUGGAUUUUGGUCUUUAGGAAGAAGGAUUUCAAUCUUGUAUUUUGUAAUAUGAUAUUGAUAUUCAAUGAAUGAAUCGUAAUACUAGUGUGAUUCAAUUAA
Molecule: messenger RNA, 1970 nt
Organism: Diospyros lotus (date-plum)
Lineage: Eukaryota; Viridiplantae; Streptophyta; Magnoliopsida; Ericales; Ebenaceae
Product: lysine histidine transporter-like 8
Exons: 5
Coding region: 227-1810 (527 amino acids)
Cellular component (GO): plasma membrane
Source: RefSeq, a predicted model, not a curated record